Cylindrotheca closterium is the source of this 1707-nucleotide messenger RNA. The record is from the annotation of a GenBank genome assembly. NCBI's taxonomy places the organism in Eukaryota, Bacillariophyta, Bacillariophyceae, Bacillariales, Bacillariaceae.
AUGGACAUCGAAGGUGCUGCCAGCAACGGAAGGCGACGAAGAAGAGCGAGAGCAAACGAUACACCCAGCGGUAUCCAGUGUAGUCCUGUUCCAAAUGGGGACUACUUUGACGAUUCUGAUGAAGAGAAGGACAAAACAUACGAUGGUGCAUGCGCCAUGGGCCAGUUCUUUCUGAAUCCUUGCUUGUGUAUCUUUAUGAGUGUCCGCUAUCUACGCCGUCGUUGUUCCCACCGGAAAAAUCAGUCAUCGCAUCAGGCCAUAUCGAAAGAAGUUGAAAUCUGGGAUGUCUUAUACAUCAUUGUUGGAACAAUUUUGGUAUAUUUCUGUCUACUUUUCUUUGCAAGACGACGACGACAUGGUGGUUCAAGUAUACGUCCAGCAACAGAUUCCGACCUCGGUCGCAUGAAUAUCCGAAUUCCAAAUCUAGAUAUAGGAGCCUCAAAGAUAGACGUUGGUGGGUGGUUGUUUUUUCGGCAAUUUGCGAUGCCUAGCACGCCAAUUGACCCAACGCAACCAAAUCGACUGUUCGAUUUUGAAGGCAAAUUUGGCGAUGCACGAAAAAUCCUGUCAUCAGAUGAAAAAGCUGCAAAGAAGAAUUGGAAUGAAAAAAUUCUGAGCAAGAAAUCGCUGCGGAAAUACUACGAAUUCAGUGCGGAUUUGGAAGAUCAGGAGAAUGAAUGCAGAAGACCAAACUGGACACAUCUCUACAAACCAAAUUGCAACAGCAUGCACGAGAUUGAUAUCUUGGCCGACUUUCCAUCAGGUAGAACAAGACUGAAAGAUUUUCAAGAUCUUGAUUCGUUCUACAUCAGUCAUGGCUACUUUCGUGAUGUUUGGGUUGUGGAUAGCCAAGAUCGAGGUGAGAAGACCAUCUUGAAAGUCUCUCGAUGGCGACACGACUAUGGGGUCGAUUUGCUCCACGAGAUCAUGCGUGACGCUUUGAUCAUGGAAAGAAUGUCAAUGUCACCGAGAAUAGUUGACAUGUAUGGUCAUUGUGGUAGCGCCGUUCAAGUAGAGGCAAUUCCUUACGAGAUCGAAGAGGUUAUAGUACCAGGAGAUGGCUACGCCAAAGCGGGAGACUUGCGUGACGAGUUAGAUGUUAGACCCCAGAAUCAAUAUACCGCAACCGAGAAAUUGGAAAUGGCACUGGAAAUGGCAGAGUCUCUGGCCGAUUUGCACGGCUUUGCAGAUGGUAUUAUUGUUCAUGACGAUGUUCAGCUUUGUCAGUGGCUACGAACGAAAGACGGCUUUUUGAAGCUUGGAGAUUUCAACCGUGCGGAAGUAAUGAACUUCAACUCGACCAGCGGCGAGUACUGCAAGUACCAGAACGGUCCAGGUUUCGGAAAUUAUCGGUCACCUGAAGAGUUCGCCGAUAUGCCACUGAAUGAGAAAAUUGACAUUUGGAGUUUUGGAAACAACAUUUACGCUUUGCUGACUGGGCUUUGGGUGUUCUAUGAAAAUGAGGAUGACGAAGUCGUUCACAAGCAGCUCAUUGAUGGAAAAACUUCGUUCAUUGACCCACGGUACAAGAGGCGAUCGUACCCAGAAUCGCAAUUGGUGAAGCUUUUAGAACAGUGUUGGCAGUAUAAUCCAGAUGACCGGCCAAGUAUUUUUGAAUUGAUUGAUCAGCUGCGCAACGCUGUGUCAGAAAAUAUUCGGUUGAAAGGCCCGGGAAUGGACGAGGCCCCACCAUUGGACACCGAUUAG